Molecule: messenger RNA, 1290 nt
Organism: Diaporthe citri
Lineage: Eukaryota; Fungi; Ascomycota; Sordariomycetes; Diaporthales; Diaporthaceae
Exons: 2
Coding region: 1-1290 (429 amino acids)
Source: RefSeq, a predicted model, not a curated record
AUGUUUGGCACAAAGACCCUGAGCUCCCUCAAGGACUUCUUCCCGCAGAUUCAUCAGCCUCUACCUUUGAGCCGACGCGAAUCCCAGCUACUGCUGAAGACCCUGACCACCUCAUUCCGGAAUAAUCUCGACAGGGAGCAUGGCUACUGGAACGAGAAUACGCCUGUCGCCUCUCUAAAGGCCGCGAAAAGCGCAUCGGCACCAACUCCGGUUAAAACGACCGCCCAUCACGAGCCUCACCACCGACCAAUCGAUCGUCACGUCCGUGCCAUCCUCUCGAAUCCGUUGUUCAGCUAUGACCGUGCCGCUCACAAUACCCGCCCCGCCGCCCCCGAGCGAGAUCCCAUGGACGUCUUUGACGAAGCCGUCGCAAAGGGUCUGAUGAAUCCUCAACGGGCUGCAGGCGUGCUGAAGGCGAAGCGGCACUCCAUUACACAGUCCUCUACCAUCUCGGUAAACGAGACCGUGGCAAGCUCAGGCACAGCUUUGCGUGUGAUCCAGUGGCUCCGCUCUCACGGCCAUGAGCGUGAUCUUUCUUUCGUCAGCUGUACUCCUUUGAUCCUCUACUUGACGCAGUUCAUGGUCGAGGAGGGUCUGGAGGAGAUUGCCUGGGUCUGGCUGGGGAGGCUGAUGAAUGGUGAGGGGCCCGACCCGCCGCUGGACUCGCCUUCACCCGCCGCAUAUAUUCUCGACAGUCUGGUACGGGCCAAAGCGCUCUUUGGCAAGAGCCUGGAUGGAGGGUACGCCUGUAUGGUUCGCGCCCGUCAGAUGUUCAACAGCAAGCCCACCUUUGAUUCUGACGCAAUUUCCGCGUGGCGGGCGCUAUCGUGGUGGUCGACAGUCUCCGCCUGGCAACGUUCCCAGCCAUCAGAGGCAUUGUUUGAUGCAUUCGCUGCCUUGGGCAGACAGCUGGAAAGAUCCAAGACGACUUUCCUCGUUGACCGAGCCCACCUAGACCUGCACCACCCAACCCACCCAGACGCGAAACUCUCAAUGGAAUACUUUGAGUCGUCUUCUCUCCAGAGUCUUCUGGAUCAAGAAAAGCAAGAAGAUAUACACGCUUUCCAGACUUGCAGCUUCACGAGGAGGUAUAAUACCAUCGUCAAGCGAGUGGCCCUGAUGGGUAUAGACACUGUCAACCACCUAUCUCGCGUCGGCCGUGAGAAAGAGGCAGAUUCGAUCGGAAACUUGCUCACGGACAGGUUCGGCCUCACCUUGGUUGCAGCCUUCAAGCCCAGCCUGCUUGGAGCCGACUUGCGGGAAUCCGAGCACUCUUUGCCCACCGGUUGA